AUGGACAACGUCCAUAACACGACCUCCUCCAACUUGACCACAUUCACCUCUUCCAAGCGACGUCGAAAUACUCUGACCAAGAAUCAUCCCCCUUCCGCGUUCCCCUCCAAGGGCUCGCUACGCAAACAACAGUCGUCUGCCGCACUUCAACGGGCGCCGUCAGCUCCAUCUCCAUACCCUCGCAGUCACGACGCCUCACUGUCUUCCCGCGAUUCUCAUCAGAGAACCCAAUCCAGCGCGUUUGCUUCUUCCACAUCCUCGCUUGAACACAGCAGCGGCGCACCCUCCCCCAUCGUUCCUCCCACAAACUUCUUCGCGUCGUCAGUCAACGGCUACAAGCCACCGCAACACCUCCCGCUCACACCCCAGCCUUCAGAUGACCGUCACAAGGACUUGAUCGGAGCGCCAUUUGACGCCUCGGGUCUUUUGUCUUCUUUUCAAGUCGCCGGUAUGAACGAUAAUCAGAAUGCUGGUGCUCAAUCAGCAUAUCCCCCGCCAUUAACCCACACCCAUACAAGCCCCGACCUUCGAUCUCACCCGCUACGGAACUCACAGACCUUUGGACCUGGAAUGGUGGCUAUGAUGGAAGUAACACCUCCUAAAUCGGAAAAUGGCACGCUCAGUCCCAAGCGCUUCUCCGGUGACGGGCACACCAAACCAGCUGGGCCAUUUCGCAAGAAGAGUGGCUUUUCUAGUUUCGUCAACAAUAUGCUUGGAUCCCCAAGGACAAUCAAAAUCUCCGCGCCAGAAAACCCCUUGCACAUGAUACACGUUGGCUACGACAACCAGACCGGGCAGUUUACGGGACUACCUGCAGAAUGGCAGAGGGUCUUAGCCGACAGUGGCAUCACCAAGACUGAGCAAGACCAGAAUCCACAGAUGAUGGUCAACAUUGUCGAGACGUACAAGAACAAUCUGGGUGGCAACGACGAUGGGGUGUGGCAGAAGUUUGACCACGCCAAACUCUCUGACUCCCCUCAAAGCAGCAACAGCAGCUACCAGAGCCCAGUGACGCCCGUCAUCGGCUCAAGCGUUGCUUCGUACUCCCCCAUGACUGGUGUGAUAUCACCCCCAGCCAGUCCUCGAUUUCCCCAGAACCACGAGGGCAGCUUCGAAAACCCUCGCGCUCCACCACCCGUACCGAAAGGCCUUCCCGCUAGUGCAAUGGCAAGUAUGAAACCGAGUCAAUCACCAAUUAUCAUGAUGCCAAAUCGACCUGCUCCCAAACCACCUGUACAGAGCCUGAGAGAUAUGGCACCCUCCCGACCUGCGCCCCCUCCUCCUAUAACCCGAGAUCUACCCCUACGGACAGUUCAGGAACCGUUGAAACCACAGCCGCCUCCAGCCUCCCAGCCUAAUACACCAUCUAUUCCCCAAGAAGAAGCGCGGAGCCGCUCCAACUCGAAAGGACCAUCUGUAACACCACCACGUGCCCAGCCGGCAAUCCAAUCUCCUGCCCAGUAUCAACAGCAGCAAGAACAGGCGAUGCUGAUAGCACAGCAAGCUAUUCAGAGUAAACAACUAGAUCGAAGUCGAAGCCAGCGUCAAGUUGCGCCAGGAGCCCCUGAGGUUCCACCAAAGAUCUUGCCUCAACAAGUCAGCCCCAACAUUCCACAAGCGCAAUUUGCUGCAGUGACAGCUUCGCCGGCUCUCGAAGGUACUCCACAGGUAGCGGCCGUACCUCGACCUCGACAGAAACGGCAACAAAGCAAUAUCGUGGAUGUUACUGCCAGGUUACGAGCAAUCUGCACUCCUGGUGACCCGACCGCGAAGUACAGUAACCUCAACAAAAUCGGGCAGGGUGCUUCUGGCGGUGUCUAUACGGCUUUCGAAAAUGGCACCAAGCGAUGUGUUGCUAUUAAGCAGAUGAACCUCGAACAGCAACCGAAGAAAGACCUGAUCAUCAAUGAGAUCAUUGUGAUGAAGGACAGUAAGCAUAAGAACAUUGUCAACUUUAUUGACAGCUAUCUGCAUGAUGGAGACCUGUGGGUUGUCAUGGAAUACAUGCAAGGUGGCAGUCUAACCGAUGUGGUGACAUUCAAUGUCAUGAGCGAAGGACAAAUUGCUGCAGUGUGUCGGGAGACGCUCUACGGCUUACAACACCUGCAUUCUAAAAACGUGAUACACCGAGACAUCAAAUCUGACAACAUCCUCCUUUCGGAAAGAGGGGACAUCAAGCUAACAGAUUUCGGUUUCUGUGCCCAAAUUAAUGACACUCACAACAAGCGCACGACCAUGGUUGGAACGCCAUACUGGAUGGCCCCAGAGGUGGUGACGAGAAAAGAGUACGGACGAAAGGUCGACAUCUGGAGCUUGGGCAUCAUGGCGAUCGAGAUGAUUGAGGGAGAACCACCGUAUCUGACCGAGUCACCGCUGCGGGCCUUGUACUUGAUCGCUAAGUACGGAACACCACGUAUCAAGGACGAGCAAGCCCUGUCGCCGGUCUUUCGAGAUUUCCUCCAUUUCGCCCUGAAGGUUGAACCCGAGAAGCGAGCAAGUGCUCAUGAUCUGCUACAUCAUCCAUUCAUGCAUAAUUGUGCCCCGCUUUCCAGCCUGGCUCCGCUCGUUCAAUCAGCGAAAGAAAGCAGAGCUGCCGAGAAGGCGAAUAGAGGCAACUGA
Molecule: messenger RNA, 2619 nt
Organism: Fonsecaea nubica
Lineage: Eukaryota; Fungi; Ascomycota; Eurotiomycetes; Chaetothyriales; Herpotrichiellaceae
Exons: 4
Coding region: 1-2619 (872 amino acids)
Biological process (GO): protein phosphorylation; regulation of MAPK cascade; intracellular signal transduction
Cellular component (GO): cytoplasm
Molecular function (GO): ATP binding; protein serine/threonine kinase activity
Source: RefSeq, a predicted model, not a curated record